AAUAGAUGUAGUUUCAUAGCUAGUAGUUAGAUUGUUGUUAGCUGGUGCCUAGAAUGGAGGAUCGCUAACUGCCCUGUUGACAACCAGAACCGAAACCGACCUGGAAAUCAAAACAGGAAGUAGAAAUAAAUACAGCUGGGAGCCCUAUAGACGACCCUGUCAGGGAGCAUCACAGAGGCAGGCUGUAGAGAAGAGGGGGCCAGAGGGGACCAGACGUAUUGGACUACGGACGAUCUUAAAGAGAAGAUAGAGCCUUACAACAUGACCCUCUUGAGAGAGAUCAAUCAGAAUGUGAGGAGAAUCAGGCCGUCGCAGCUGGAGAGGCUCGUCCGGCGAGCGGAGCAGCUCAGAGAGGAGCUCAGACACGGUGCGAAGAAGCCUUAUAAAAACCUGACGAAUGUCUUCUGGGGUGAUCUUCAGGGAGGAGGAGUGAGGCCUUUGUCGUUUGUUCGACAGGUUCUUGCAGCCUGCUAUUACCCACAGCUUGUCCACAGUGACAAACUUCCAAUCGAUGUCAGAGAGAGGGCUCAAACACUGCUGGGUGCUUGUGAGGGAGGGAGUGUGGGUUCCUACACAGCCACAAGUGGCAUACGUCAUGUUCAGGAAAGUGUAGCAAGAUUCAUAUGUCAGAGAGAUGGAGGUGUACCAUCCAACCCUGACAACAUCUACAUCACCACUGGCUCCCAGAGAUCAAUCAUGAAAGUUCUCAAGCUGCUGGUCCAUCGUGAAGGCUUGCCCCCGACCGGUGUGUUGACUCCAGUACCUGGCUACCGAAGCGUCACCAUGGUCCUGGAGGCGUUCGGAGCUGCCAUUGUGCCCUACUACCUCAGCGAGGGCCGAGGCUGGCAGCUGCAGACACAGGAGCUGCAUAGAGCGCUGCGGGCCUCUCAGGGCAGCUGCAAGCCCACUGUGCUCUACGUCAUCAACCCAGGAAACCCCACAGGUCAUGUCCAGAGCAGGAAGUCUAUUGAAGAAGUCAUCCGGUUCGCUGCAGAGAAGAAACUCUUCCUAAUGGCUGAUGAGGUGUAUCAAGACAUGAUGUUUGGGAAAGGUAAUACGUUUGUCUCCUAUAAGAGAGUCCUGGCAGAGAUGGGCCCCCCCUUCUCUCACACAGUGGAACUGGCCUCCUUCCACUCAGCAUCCAAAGGCUUCAUGGGAGAGGCAGGUCUGCGAGGAGGCUAUGUGGAGCUGGUAAACCUGGACCCCAGCAUCAUAGACUAUGUCCACACCCUCUUCUCCACCGAUGCUGGGGCGCCUGUGUCUGGCCAGUUGGCCCUGGAACUGAUGGCUCAACCUCCCAGGCCGGGGGAGCCCUCGUACCCCGUCUACGCUCAGGAGACCCAGGCCAUCCGGGCCAUGCUGGUCCAGAACAUGGGCCGGGCCCUGGAGGUCCUCAACAGCCUCCCGGGGGUCAGCUGUCAGGCAGUGGAGGGAGGAGCCUUCGUCUUCCCCAGACUGCACCUCCCACCCAGAGCAGUCCAACAGGCCCAGGAGGCUGGCCUGGAGCCUGACCUGCUGUACUGCUCCAUGCUGCUGGAGGAGGAGGGGCUGUGUGUGGCACCGGGGUGUGAGCAUGGGCAGUUGGAAGGGACACAUCAUCUGAGGCUCUCCAUGGCAACAUCGGUGGAGAGGGCGGAGGAGGCCCUGAGACGUCUGACAGCGUUCCACCUGCGCUUCACGGAGGACUUUUCCUAAGCAGCAACCUGCCAGAGACACACCAGCACCUCAUCACACUAUAACCCUGUGAUCAAUCAGUAACAUCCACAUCACGUUUCUAAGUUCUGGCUUUAUGGAAAGAAUCACACACACAAACCAAUGAGUGUUUUAAAAUGUAUUUGACAUUCAUAUAUCACUUAAAUACGAUGAAUAAUUUGCAACAAUAAAUUAUAUUGUUUUUCCAUUGA
Molecule: messenger RNA, 1904 nt
Organism: Osmerus eperlanus (European smelt)
Lineage: Eukaryota; Metazoa; Chordata; Actinopteri; Osmeriformes; Osmeridae
Product: alanine aminotransferase 1-like
Exons: 12
Coding region: 262-1695 (477 amino acids)
Biological process (GO): biosynthetic process
Molecular function (GO): L-alanine:2-oxoglutarate transaminase activity; pyridoxal phosphate binding
Source: RefSeq, a predicted model, not a curated record